AUGUCUUCUUCAGUGUUCUUCAAGUUCAAGUCGCAGAAGGAGCCCACCAGGGUGGAAUUUGAUGGCACAGGUAUCUCAGUCUUCGAGCUCAAGCGUGAAAUCAUCAACAAGAGCGGACUGGGCGAUGGCACGGAUUUCGACCUGUUCAUUUACACAGACGAUAAUAGUGAAGAAUAUGACGAUGACACAACGAUUGUUCCCAGAUCCACGACCGUGAUUGCUCGGCGACAGCCGGCUAUUAAGCCUGGAGCCGGACGAGCUGCGCGAUAUGUUUCGGGGAAGAUGCCCGUGGCGGCGAAGAACGCCGGCCGCAAGGAGCAGUCAUCCAAGGUAUCGGCGUCCAAGCCGAGCACAAAUGCCUUCAGCCAGAUGAACGAUGCCAUGACAGAGGAGGACCGCAUGGCGGCCAUGUUCGCUGCCCAAACGGAGCAGUGGUCAGCCCAGCAAGAAGAGUUGUCUCACCAAGCACCAGUUCCUUUCAAGCCUGGCACCAAGCGGCCAGCAAAUGUUCCUGACCAUGAUCCUCCCAAUGGCUACAUUUGCUACCGAUGUGGAAACAAGGGCCACUGGAUCCAGCUGUGCCCGACCAACGAUGACCCUGACUUUGACAAUCGACCUCGCGUCAAACGUACCACUGGCAUUCCCCGUUCGUUCUUGCAAAAGGUGGAUAAGUCUGUCAUCCUAGCUCAGUCUGAAGGCGAUGAUACCAAGCGGCCCUCGGGAAUCAUGGUCAACGCCGAAGGAGACUUUGUCAUUGCCGAGCCAGACAAGGCAUCUUGGGAACAGUUCCAGGCCAAGGCCAAAUCCUCGUCCUCCGCAUCCAAGACUGCGCGGGAGGAGGACAAGGAAGUGCAGGAGCGUGGUCUCGAGUGUUCGAUUGACAAGAAGAUGUUCAUAGAGCCAAUGAAAACCCCGUGCUGCCAGAAGACGUUUUGCAAUGACUGCAUAACCAACGCACUCAUCGAAAGCGACUUCGUCUGCCCUGCUUGUCAGACCGAAGGUGUGCUAAUCGAUGAUCUCCAGCCCGACGAGGAAGCGUCAAAGAAGAUUCAGGAGUACCUUAAGGAGAAGGAAGCUGCCAAGGUGACCCCGCCAUCGUCGCCCAAGGACACCUCGGAAGGAGUUGCGGGCAACUCGGAGAACGAUCAAGCCAAGGAUGCAGAGAAGAAGGAAGACGAAGGGGGAGACGCCGCUGAGGGCAAGGCCCUGCUGCCUACCAGCAUCGAAUCUCCAAAGGAAAAGUCCGACACACCAGCUACAGCUACAGAACGGGCCGCUUCGUCAUCCAAAUCUCCCUCAGCCGAGUCAAAAAGCCUCGUUUCUAGCACUUCAACCACCGGCGGCAAGAUUGAGGUUGUCAAGGCAGAGGAUGCCUCGUCGAAGAAGAGGCCCGCCGAGGAUUUCCUGGAGAAUCCCAAGAUACCCAAGGGGCCCCGCGCCAUGCAGAACCAGCAGUCACACAGCAUGGCCAAUGGCAACAUGAUGCCCAACAUGCCCAACAUGGGUAUGAAUAACAUGAUGUUCAAUGGAGGCAUGGGUAUGAUGCCAAACAUGAUGGGUAUGCCGCCGAUGCCGGGUAUGGGAAGCAUGGGCGGCAUGGGCAUGAAUAUGGGCAUGAACCUGGGGAUGGGCAUGGGCAUGCCCAUGAUGAAUAUGCCCAUGAUGGGCAUGCAAGGCUUCAACAACAUGAAUGGAGGCUACGGAAAUAUGAACGGCGGCUACGGUAUGAACAACAUGAGCAACAUGAACAACAUGGGCGGCGGCCCCGCCAACGGCAACUGGGGCAUGAACAACAUGGGCAUGAUGAACGGCUACCAGAACGGCGGCAACUUUCCUCAAGGCGGCGCCUGCGCCGGCGAAGAGGACGCCUAUUUCCGGAAACCCGUCAACCCGCAUCGACACCAGAACAAGCAACGCAGAGUACGGCCAAGCGACUACCGCGAGCUUUGAG
This is a messenger RNA of Trichoderma citrinoviride, 1951 nucleotides long. RefSeq names its product DWNN-domain-containing protein. Gene Ontology annotation, biological process: protein ubiquitination; mRNA processing; ubiquitin-dependent protein catabolic process. Gene Ontology annotation, cellular component: nucleus. The record is from RefSeq and is a predicted model, not a curated record. Gene Ontology annotation, molecular function: ubiquitin protein ligase activity; zinc ion binding; nucleic acid binding. The transcript is spliced from 4 exons. Lineage: Eukaryota; Fungi; Ascomycota; Sordariomycetes; Hypocreales; Hypocreaceae. The coding region runs from base 1 to 1950 and encodes 649 amino acids.